AUGUUUGAGAAAGCUCGAAGCGCUAGGGGGAGAGACCGGAAAGCCUUGGAAUUUAUUGAGAAUGUGACUAGCAAGGCGGAGGAAGUGCAGAGGGAAGUCCUGUCUGCUAUUCUCACCACCGAUGCUAACACAGAAUACUUGCAGAGUUACGGCCUUAAUGGAAGCAGCGAUAGAGAGGCUUUUAAGAAGGCUUUGCCCCUCAUCACGUACAACGAUCUCAAACCUCACAUUCAACGCAUUGCCGAUGGAGACACUUCUCCAAUCCUUUGUGCUCUUCCUGUCACGGAAUUUCUCAGGAGUUCAGGGACAUCGGAGGGAGAGCCAAAGAUGUUGCCAACUAACACGGAUUAUGCAGAAAAAAGAAAUUUAUUCUUCGGUCUUGUCAGGGCAGUCAGGAAUCAAUAUGUGGAAGAACUGGGCGAUUGGAAUACAUUGCAUUUUAUUUUUGUUAGAGAUGAAAUGAAAACGGCAGGGGGAUUGGUGUACCGUUCAGCUACGACCAGCCUUUACAAAAGCCAGCGGUUCAGAGAUGCUUUCCACUGCAACCUCUACACCAGCCCUAUCGAAUGUAUUCUGUGCACGGACGUUUACGAGAGUAUGUACUCUCAGCUGCUCUGUGCUCUCCUACACAGAAAACAAGUCAUGAGAAUGGGCGCCCUGUUUGCUAAUGGGUUCCUGAUGGCCAUACGUGUUCUGGAACAGCAUUGGACGCAAUUGUGCUUCCACAUUGAAAGUGGAAUCCUCAACAAAGAAAUAAGGGACCCUUUUGUAAGAGAGGCCGUUACCAAGAUUCUCCAGCCAGACCCAAAUUUGGCCCAGUUAAUCAGAAGUGAGUGCUCCAAUGGAAGGUGGGAAGGCACCAUAAGACGCUUGUGGCCCAACGCAAAGUAUAUCGAUGUUAUUGUGACUGGUACAAUGGCUCAAUACAUUCCUAUUCUCAAUUACUACAGAGGGGGACUUCCUUUCGUCUCUAACUACUACGGUUUCUCAUAGUCUUUUGGGAUCAAUUUGGAACCGUUAUGCAAUCCCGAGGAUGUGUCAUACACACUUCUCCCCAACAUGGGUUAUUUUGAGUUUCUUCCAUUAAGGAAGGGAGAAUCUGAUGAGCAAGACCCACAAGAUGAUGAAGAGCUGCAAGAGUUAGUGAAUCUCGUUGACGUGGAAGUUGGUCAAAUCUAUGAACUCGUGGUCACUACAUAUACAGGAUUGUAUCAUUAUAGAAUGGGAGAUAUAUUAUUGGUCACAGGAUUUCAUAAUGAAGCUCCUCAAUUCCAAUUUGUGUGCAAGAAGAAUGUUCUAUUGUCAAUUGAUUUUGAUAACACUAGUAAAGUAGAGAUUCAAAGUGGGGUAGAUAGUUGUUUGCAUAAUUUGGAGAUCAUUGGUAGCAAACUCAUUGAUUAUACAAGCUAUGCAGACAUCUCUAUGACACCAAGUCACUAUGUUUUAUUUCAGGAGCUUAGUUUUAGCUCGGAAACAAUGGUUGAACAUCACAAAUCAAUUCUUGAAGAUUGUUGCCUAAUUAUAGAGGAAUCUUUAAAUAAUACCUAUAAGAAAUCUAGGGUAACGGCUAAAUCCAUUACACCUCUUGAAAUAAGAAUAGUGGAGGAGGGAACAUUCAAUAAAUUAAUGGAUUAUGCUCUUGAUAGAGGGAAAUCUAUCAAUCAAUACAAAACACCUAGAUGUAUACAAUCCAUUUCCAUGCUUGAGAUUUUAAACUCAAGAGUCACUCAUUCUUAUUUUAGUAUUAAUUUCCCAAGCUUAAUUUAUAAGUAA
Molecule: messenger RNA, 1773 nt
Organism: Cryptomeria japonica (Japanese cedar)
Lineage: Eukaryota; Viridiplantae; Streptophyta; Pinopsida; Cupressales; Cupressaceae
Product: indole-3-acetic acid-amido synthetase GH3.6-like
Cellular component (GO): cytoplasm
Molecular function (GO): acid-amino acid ligase activity
Source: RefSeq, a predicted model, not a curated record